Funneliformis mosseae is the source of this 2322-nucleotide messenger RNA. Lineage: Eukaryota; Fungi; Glomeromycota; Glomeromycetes; Glomerales; Glomeraceae. The record is from the annotation of a GenBank genome assembly.
AUGGAAACCAAGAGCAAGAUCAAAAAGCGUAACGUAGAAAGUGUUGAAGCCUCCAAUCUAAGAAACAUCGAAUCUGAUCAAACAAAAAGUACACAGGAUGAACAUUUAAAUAAACGGCCAAGAAUUGAAGAAACAUCUAAAGAUAAAUCUAUUGAAAGUAAUCCUUACUUGGCACAUUUAAACAAGCCUGUUCGUCCAAAUCAAGCAAUAAGUACGCUUGACGGUUUUAUUCCAGGGAAAACUACUGCUACCCAAGCUCGAAAAGCAGAAGAAGGUUUUUAUAAUCCAUUUAACAACAAAAAAUUUAGUCAAAGAUAUCACGACAUUUUGGAGAAUCGUCGCAAGUUGCCGGUACAUGCGCAAAGACAAGAGUUUCUAGAUAUGGUUCAUAAGAACCAGUUCGUAGUUUUCGUUGGUGAAACCGGAUCUGGAAAGACAACACAAAUUCCACAGUUUCUUUGUUAUGAUAUCCUUCCUCAUUUGAAGAAGAAACAAAUUGCCUGCACACAGCCUCGUCGGGUUGCUGCCAUGUCAGUUGCUCAGCGUGUUUCUGAUGAAAUGGAUGUGAAACUUGGCGAGGAAGUAGGAUACAACAUACGUUUUGAAGAUUGUUCCGGUCCCAAGACUAUUUUGAAGUAUUUAACUGAUGGUAUGCUUCUUCGCGAAGCUAUGAAUGAUCCUAAGUUGGAAAAGUAUUCAGCAAUUAUUCUCGAUGAAGCCCAUGAGCGUACCUUGGCAACGGAUAUCCUUAUGGGUUUAAUGAAACAGAUUAUUAAAGUCCGUUCGGAUUUAAAAGUAAUUGUGAUGAGUGCUACUCUUGACGCCGAAAAAUUUCAAAGAUAUUUCAAUGAUGCACCAGUUCUAACCGUUCCUGGACGAACUUUUCCCGUCGAAAUUUUUUAUACCCCAGAACCUGAACGUGAUUAUCUCGAAGCCGCUAUCCGCACAGUAAUGCAGAUCCAUGCGUGUGAAGAUCCAGGAGAUAUUUUGUUGUUUUUAACGGGUGAAGAAGAAAUUGAAAGCGCUUGUCAAAAAAUUAAAUCAGAGGCAGAUGAAUUAAUGAAACAAACAGAAUUAGGACCUUUAAAGGUUCUUCCAUUGUAUUCUUCCUUGCCUCCUCAGCACCAGCAACGUAUUUUUGAAGAUGCACCACCAGCACGCACUAAAGGUGGAAAACCCGGUCGUAAAGUUAUUGUUUCUACAAACAUUGCCGAAACAUCCUUGACUAUCGAUGGUAUAGUCUAUGUUGUUGAUCCCGGUUUCAGUAAGCAAAAGGUAUACAACCCUCGUAUUCGCGUUGAAUCCCUACUAGUUAGUCCAAUUAGCAAAGCUUCUGCUCAACAAAGAGCUGGUCGUGCAGGUCGUACUCGGGCUGGGAAAUGUUUUCGUCUAUAUACCGAAAGGGCAUUUCUUAAAGAAUUACAAGAACAAACUCAUCCUGAAAUUUUAAGGAGCAAUCUAGGUAGCGUUGUUCUCCAAUUAAAAAAACUUGGUAUAGAUGAUCUCGUACAUUUUGAUUUCAUGGACCCUCCAGCCCCAGAAACAUUGAUGCGAGCACUUGAACUUCUGAAUUAUCUCGGGGCUCUUAGUGAUGAAGGUGACUUAACUUCCGAUGGUCAUUUAAUGGCCGAGUUUCCACUUGAUCCGCAAUUAUCAAAAAUGUUGAUAGAGAGCCCAAAAUUUAGGUGCUCUAAUGAAAUUUUAUCUAUAGCUGCUUUAUUAUCAGUUCCAAAUGUAUUCUUGCGACCUAAUGAUAUGAAAAAGCAAGCCGAAGAGGCAAAAGCUAAAUUUGCACACGACGAGGGUGAUCAUUUAACGUUAUUGAAUGUUUAUCAUGCUUAUAAAGCCGAAUUAGGAGACCCGGAUUGGUGUUAUGACAAUUUUUUAAGUAGUAGAUCAUUGAAGUCGGCCGACAACGUUCGCCAGCAACUUAAACGUAUAAUGGAACGAUGUGAUGAAGAACUGGUCAGUACUCCGUUCACGGACAGUAAUUACUAUCUUAACAUACGGAAAGCUUUGACAGCAGGAUUCUUUAUGCAAGUAGCUCAUUUGGAGAAAUCGGGUCAUUAUUUGACAUGUAAAGACAAUCAGAUUGUUCAACUUCAUCCGUCUUCAUCUCUUAAACAUCAACCUGAAUGGGUUUUAUAUAAUGAAUUUGUUCUUACAACCAAGAAUUAUAUUCGUACUGUAACUGAAGUUAAAGCUGAAUGGCUUUUGGACAUAGCUCCUUCUUAUUAUGAUCUUAAAAAUUUUCCUAAUUGUGAAGGAAAACGGGUAUUGGAAAAAGCUUUAAUGCGUUUCAAAUCCAGGAACAGAAAGUGA